Molecule: messenger RNA, 1946 nt
Organism: Haliotis rufescens (red abalone)
Lineage: Eukaryota; Metazoa; Mollusca; Gastropoda; Lepetellida; Haliotidae
Product: glutathione S-transferase A-like
Exons: 6
Coding region: 112-882 (256 amino acids)
Source: RefSeq, a predicted model, not a curated record
AGAGUUACCUCCCCUGUUCCACACUCAAGCCCGUCUCAAUUUGCCUUUCGGUCAAAACUGUGAACAUCUCAUUCCGAGUAUUUAGGCCACCUAUACCAAUGGUCAGUCAGCAUGUUGGGUUAUGUAUGUCGACAAAUCGGGCUCAGAGUUACUUCUCAGCAACUUAAACGAGUUUGCAGCCGCAAGUGCUCGUCAGUGACCGGUGCGUCAUCAGACAUGCACCUGCACUGGGCGUCAGGGAGUGCUCCGUGUUGGAAGGUGAUGCUCGUCCUGGAGGAGAAGGGAGUGAGAGAUUAUCCCAACAAGAGGCUUAGGUUUACGCUGGAGGACCUCAAGUCUGAUGAGGUUGUCAAACUGAAUCCGCGAGGGCAGGUGCCGAUCUUCCAAGAUGGCAGCACUGUGUUAAAGGAAUCCGGUGCCGUAUGUCUAUACCUGGAGCACAAGUUUCAGAAGCAGGGCACCACUCUCCUCCCUGAUGAUUACUCACUCCGAGGCGCGGUGCUGCAGAGGAUGUUUGAGACAGACAACAUUGGCCUCAUCAUCAUGAAGAAGGUCGCUCAUGUGCGGUUCCUCUUCCCCAAGGACAAGAUUGACGAGGACAAAAUGAUACCCAAAUACAAGGCUGCUCGGAGAGAGCUGCUUCUGUGGGAAGGCUAUUUGUCAGACAAAAGUGAUUUUCUCGUCGGAAAUAACUUUACCAUGGCGGAUGUCUUUCUGUUUCCAUAUGUGGCUUUCUUUGUACGAUAUGGCCUUGACAUUGAAAAAUACCCCGCGAUGCAGGCCUAUUACAACAAGGUCAAGGACAGACCAUCAGUGAAGACAACGUGGCCACCCCACUGGACUAAUGGACAAGGUGACUCGUCCGUGUUAGGAUCCAUAUGAAGAGAUGGUCGAAAAGUAUAGAGGAUUGAGAUAAACUGAUACUACAAGCACAGGGGGUUAUGAACGGCUUGGUGGUAUCUGUUUUGAAAUAGGCACCGUUUCAAAGGGAGACCCAUCAAGGCUUGCACAAGUGAUUAUAUUCUGUAUUAAACCUACCGAGAAUAUAAGUGGGGUUACAGCCGGACAAGGUAGCUGAUGGGCCAUUUUUGCUCUUCGGAUAUUGAUCAAAUAAUUGAAUAAAUUAGGAAUAUUUUUACAAAUAAUCAUGACGGUUGUGUGUUCACUUGUAUGAGAAUUCGACGUUGUUCAUUUCGUCUUUUGCAUGUUAGGACUGGUAACAAUGCUGAAUGAAUGGGUUGGGGUGUGCCGACCAGUCUUACCAAUUUGAUUUUCUUUCGAGAUAAAAUGGUAAAAACAUAGAAAAACAAUAUUCAUCUUGGAUCACGGAAUUGCUCAUCAUUACAAGUUCGAAAACUUCCCCAGCUUGAAUAAUAGACAUUUCCAGUGACCAACUAGGGCCUUCAUGCUACCUUGUUCUGUGGGCCUGCUAUUCCAACACUGACCACGCAUACGGCCUCAUCUACGUCAUGCUGUAUCACCUAACAGUAUUAUGAAGGUCGCCGACACUGACCCAAUAUGACGAUUGGAUAUAGAAUCGAGAGAUACAGAUGGUCGAGUCAUAAAAUAUUAUGUAUAUUUGUGUAAAAGUGUGUAUGUUUUGUUUUGAUAAUAAAUAAUGUUUUAAAUACAAACAGGCGGGUGUAUAUAAGGUCAUUUUUGGAAUGUUCUACGUCUUUACACUAAGACAAACAUCGUUUGUUUUUUUACGAGUGGGAGAAGGUUCUUACAGACAGAAGCUGGCUUCUUCGUAAGAGUUAAUGACAGUUGGGAGUUAAUAAAUAGUUCGGGUCUGUAUUUCCUGUGAUGUUGCAAAACUACUGAUGCUGUCUCUGUUCAAUUAGGCCAAUUAGUAAUCAUUGCUAGAUCGAUCUCGAUCAGAUAGAUUUUUCUCAACAGUAAUGUAUAUUGUUAAACAAUAAACCAAGCUCGUGCUCUCACUUUGA